Messenger RNA from Lolium rigidum, 754 nucleotides. Its product is annotated as PHD finger protein ALFIN-LIKE 3-like. Gene Ontology annotation, cellular component: nucleus. Bases 19 to 441 code for a protein of 140 amino acids. Gene Ontology annotation, biological process: regulation of DNA-templated transcription. The transcript has 5 exons. Gene Ontology annotation, molecular function: transcription cis-regulatory region binding; histone binding; transcription coregulator activity. NCBI's taxonomy places the organism in Eukaryota, Viridiplantae, Streptophyta, Magnoliopsida, Poales, Poaceae. The record is from RefSeq and is a predicted model, not a curated record.
GCAAUCCCUCGCUUCAAGAUGAGCAAGGUGCACGCUGCGCUUCAGGAGUUUCAGCAUCGUCGAGAUGGCCUUAUCAAGGGUCUCACCGCAAAUUUGGAUACAAUUGUUGAGGAAGCCAAAAGGAUUGGCAAGGAGACACCAUAUGAUCAAAGGAAGUGCCUAUGGGGAUUGGAGGACAAAAGCUGGGAGCUGCGACAUGCUGAAUAUCCAUGCUCCGAGGCUCCUCCGCAGCCUGAGCCGUUACCUCCCUUUGAAGAAGGGAUGUCACUAAUCGAAUGGAUUACGAUAGUUGCAGAUUUCAGCUAUGCUUGGCUUGCGACUUUCUCAGCAUAUCUGUCCUCCUCUUUUACCCUUGAAGAAAGGAAAGAGCUCCUGAAGGAGAUACGCACUUUGCCUUUAAUGAGAGAUGUGGUGGUUCUUAAGUACAAAUGUACUUGUUGAUCAAAUCCUAAUGUUGUGAAGGUGGCUGUUCCUGAUGGCGAAUCCAGCACGCGGGAAGUUCUACCGAAGAGCACUUAAUGCUUGGCACGUGAAGUUUACCCAGACUAAAUUAGUUUGCUUAAGGUUCCAAGAAAAAUGGUUGCUCCGUUUACAUGGCCUGUAACCAUCUGAUGCUGCAUGUGCGUGUGUGUUUCCUAGCCUACCUGUAGGUUGUCCAACUUUUUAUCUGUCGUAGUAAUUGAAUGCUAUGCCAAUAUACAAUGUGGGGUUGCCAUGCAUUAUGAACAUAAUCAGUUAUAUAUGCUUCCAGUUA